AAUUUUUAACUCAACUCAACACAAAAAAAAAACAAAUAACAUAAACAACAGCAUAGCACGUAAAGUGCGUUACUACUAUCUCCAAUGAUUUGUUGUUGUCAUUGUUUUGUAUGUAAUUUUGUAAUUUUGCUCUCUGAGAAAAAAGACACUGUUUUUUAGUUCGCUAGCAAAUCGUAUAUUUAUUUAUAUAAAUAAGGAGCACACAUAUGAGAAGUACACACGAGAAGAAUUAAGCAAAAAAAAAAAAGAAUAUUUUCAAGUAAAAUAAGACAAGCAUCAACAUAAGAAUACGUAUAAACAAACAACAGCAGCAACAUUACAAAAGGUCUCCGUUUUAUUCUUCACCGCAGCUUGCUGCUGUCAACAAAGUAAGAAAAAUGGAUAUGGGUGAUAUGGUGUGUGAAGUGUCAGCAGUAGUCCAAGCAAAUACUGAAUCAACAGCAGCGUUGGCUGAAGCAGCAUCAGAAGCAAAAGCAGCGCCAUCUUCAUCGCCAACAGCAUCAGCAUCAACAUCAGCAACAACAACAGAAACAUAUAACAAAAAGAAGAACAGAAGCACAACAAAUAACAACAAUAGCAAUGCAUGCUCAAUUACAAACUCAACAACGAAUAUCAUCAUCGACACCAUCUCCACCACCAAUGUUGCUACUACUACUUCUGCUGCUGUUGUUGCUGUUGCUACUACGUAUGAUUGUGAUUUUAACAUAUUGGAUUUAUGUCGAAACUGCGGCAAACCGAAUCAAGAGCUACAUUAUCUCUUUCCAAAUAUUAAUAAAAUCGCUAAUAAAAACACAACAGUCGUAACACCAGCUAAAACUACCUCCAGCGAUAUUUCAAAAACUACCACUACAAAAACGUCAACCAGUUCAACUGAUGGUGAUGCUUCUACUCUUGCCGCUGCUACUGCUGCUGCUGCUGCCGCUGCCGCUACUAUUAAUAACGUUUCGAACUCAACCGCGGCAUCAACGGCAUCAACAACAACAAUAAAAACAGCAACAACAACAUGCUCCUCCUCGCAUGCAAAUAGCAUCGCUACUACCCGCCAAGAGCUGUUUAAUAUGGAACAUAUAGUGGAAGAAAUGCAAAUUUUUCAGUUGGGGGUUGAAUAUGAAGACGGUCUUCCACAGUCCAUAUGUUCACUAUGUGCUAGUAAAUUUUCUAUGAUACGCAAAUUUCGACUGAAAUCUUUAAAGAGUAAGGAAAGCUUAAAAUUAAAAAAAAAUGAAAAGGAACAACAAAUAAAGUUGCAACAAAAAGAAAUGCCACUGAAUAUACCAGCCGAGCUCGAUAUCAGUAACGAUUUAAUUAACGAUAAUUACGGUCAGCCAUUAUCUGAAGUGGAACUUUUCGAAACAACACCAUGGAAUUCGUCAGAUACAUCUUUGAUGGAUAAUGAUACCUCUAAAACGGAAGUGGUGGUGGCGGUGAAUAAUGAAUGCUAUUUAGAUACUUUUAAUGUUGUUGAAGGACUGAACAAAGCUUGUCCAAAAGAUAACAUUGAUUUAAGCAUUAAGUCAAAUAUUGAUGAAGAAUCAUUGCUGGACACUCAAAACGUUUACCAAAAGGCUAUUGAUGCCAAAACAUUAGAUAAUACUUCUGACCAAUCAAAAGCAAUAACUGAAAUUGUAACAACAGCCACCACUUUUGAAUCUUCGAAAACUAAGAUUAACGAAUUUAACAUAAUGAAUGCAAUAUCACAGGAAAAGCAAUGCGUGUCCACAUCGGCAGACGCCAAUGCAAUUAACGUUAAUAAAGAAAUUAAUGACAUUGAACAAGAACAAAAUGCAAGUAUUAUAAAUAAAGAAACUCAGGUUGAUUUUAAUGAAAUUCAGCAAAACGUAAAGAUAGUGAAAAGACAUGAAAACACUUUUAAAGCAGAGCAUGAAGUAGAUGAUAAUAUUGAUAAAAAAGAUCACAGGUAUGAUGACAAAAAAAAUGCUAAGUCAUUGAAUAGCAUUAUCGAAUAUAUGCCUCCAACAUCAAAUAAAGUUAUGACUAAUCAAUUAUCCGAAGAGUUAAGUAUACUAAAAACUAUACAACAUACCACCGAAUCAAAUAUUAAUAGAACCUCAACUCAAACAAAUCAAAGUGUACAUACACUAACCUGCCUAACAAAAGCAGCUCUUAAAGAAUACUCCUCACCUGAAUGUACUAUAUCACGUCUUCAUUUAAGAUGUCGCAGAAAAACUGUACAUGAAGAAAUUACAAGGGGAACUAAAAUGACUAAUGAAAAGAGAGCCAGGAGAGGCAGUAAACAUCCGUUUGAGGAAACAAAUUCUAAUUUAGAAUCUACCACACGGUUAGAGAUACAACGUUCAUUGAGCGAUUUCUCUAAGCUAGUGCCAAUAACUGUGACUGAAACAAUAGAUAAUGAAACCAAAAACAAUAAUUUUUACGGAAGUUAUAAUGAAUUGAAUUUAACCGUGGGAAAGAACUGCAAAAAACCAGCAAAAAGAAAGAGUUGUGAAGUUGGGAAAAAGCGUAAUUCGAUUAGAGAUUGUUAUGUGCGCUUACAAAAAAUAAAGACGGAUAACAAAUCAAUACUUAUUGCUGAAACUGAAACCUGGUCAGAACCCACAACAUAUUUGAAAAAUGAAACUAGUUUAAGAAUUAAUGAAAAUAUUGAAAUAAAAUGUAAAGAAGAAUAUUUACAGAAAAAUAUUGUAAAUGGUGUUGAAAAACUGAAAUUGGAUAAUAAAUCGGACUUAAUUGAAGAAUGUAGUCCAAGUAAAAAAUACAAGUCUAUUGAAGAUGUUGAAGAUAGUGAGUUAGGAGAAUGUCCAAAAGAAGUAAAUACACAUGAGAAUAAAAUUAAUGGCAAUAAUGAAAAACGUAGUACUGUUAAAACAUGUUUUAACAAUAUGCUAAAACAACAUGAAGAACCUGCAGUUCCGCUAAACAAACAUGAGUCUAAUGCAGUUCCAUUAAAUCAGCAUGAGGAGAACUCAGUUCCAAUAAACGAAUAUAAAUUAAAUUCAGCUCCGUUAAACAAACAUGAGUCAAAUUCACUUUCAUUUAACGAAAUUGAGGCGAAUUCAAUUCCGUUUAACGAGUAUGACGAGAAUUUAGUUCGAUUAAAUAAACAUGACGCGAACACAAUUAUAUUAAGCGAAUAUGAUGGACAUUCAGUGUCUUUAAAAGGACCUGAGGCUUAUUCAAUUUCAUUAAACGGAAAUGAGACAAAUUCAGUUCCAUUAAAUAAACAUGAUACGAAUUUAGUUUCAUUAAAUGAACAAGGAACGACUUCAGUUCUGUUAGAUGAACACGAGUCAAAUCUAGUUUCAUUGAUUAAACAAGAUACGAAUUCUAAUUCAUUAAACAAACACGAGUCAAAAAUGGUUACAUUGAAUGAACAUGAAUCAUGUUCAGUGUCUUUAAAACACGAAGAGAAUUCAGUUCUAUUAAACGAACAACAGUCAAAUACAGCACCAUUAAAAGAACAUCAGGCGAAUUCAGUUUCAUUAAAUGAAUAUGCGCCAACAAUUCCAGUAAACGAACUUGAGGCGAAUUUAGUUCCACUAAAUGAACAUGAGGCGAAUUUAGUUCCAUUGAAUGAACAUGAGUCGACUUCACCUCUAUUAAUAAAACAUAAAACAGAAUGCAUCGAAAAAGAAAUACCCGAAGUAGUUAAAAGUAAAAGUAAUGUAGAAAGUAUACUAAUUACUUCUAACGAAAUUGUUCUCAAUAAUAACAACACUGUGGCACAGCCUGUUUCACAAAAAGUUCGUUUAAUUCUCCAACGAAAACGGGGAGCUCGAUACAAAUGUCGUAGUACUGUUGAAGAAGAUUCAAAAAUAUUAAAAGAAACUGUUGUUCGCAGAAGUAGAAGGCAAGAACUCAAAAAGCAAGUGCAAGAAACUGAUUUAUAUGAAGAUUUGAUACAGCCUAGUGAAGUUGCCGUUGAGAAGUCCAUAACCUACACACAUGAAGCUAAAAAAAAAUUUAAUUUAAGUCCGUGUAAAAGUAUGGUGGUACCAGCAGAAAGUAGUGUUACAGUAACUCCAAUUCACUCACCGAGUAAUAAGACAUUAGCCUUUGAUGAAUUAUAUAAAGAAAAUUGUGCGAAUGAUUCCAAUAAAAUCCAAAACGUAAAUAAAACGCCAAAAGAACUUAUUGUAAAAGUACCAUUAAGUGUUUUAACAGAAGAUUUUCAACGAAGUUGUACAAUCAGACAUUCAGAUAAUGAUGAAUCAGAAUCAUUUGCGGGAAGCAGAAAUUACGUAUAUCUACAUGAAGCUCAAUUUAAAAACAGCAAGUCGAAUGGCAGCGCUAAUGAGAAACCAACGACCACAACAACAGAAAAUUUUUGCAUAAGUGCUCCAGCAGACUGCUCCGAUACUGCUGGAGCACAUAUUACAACAGAGAAAUCAAUCAGCAGAGUCCUAAACAAUGAAUGCCAUGUAUCCAAUGAUUCUAAUAAUUUGUCAGCAAAAUCAAAUGAAUUGCUCUCGCCGCUACCCUGUAGUCCUGGUAAUUGCAGUAGCAGUGACGAUCUUGAAGUUUCAUAUCAGAGUAGUAUAAGUAAUAAAGCAGACAUUAAUACAUCUUCUGCAGAUAGUAUGGAAUCUUUUGAUAAUGUAUCUAGCAAUGAUGGGUCUUGUGCAAUAAAAGCGUCCUCAAAAAUUCAUGAUUUCAUUAAUGAAUUCCAAACGAAUUGUAUUGAUGCGUCUGAAAUUGAUUCACCUGAGCAAUCAUUGAGUACACAUGUUUUGUAUGAUUCAAAAGGAGACGAAACUGAAAAUGUCACAUUUUCAAAUUCAAUACAACAGGAUAUACCAACGGCCCUAAGUGACACAAAUCUGAAUGAAAUGCAAGACGUGGAAAACACACUUAAUGGCAUUUUAAAUGAAAUGCAAGACCAGCAUAUAUACACACCUGUGUCAUCGCAUACGGAUGACUUCUUCAAUCAAUCAGUAUAUUCACCAUUAUCUGAUGCACAAGUUACGCCGGCGCAUAGUUCAUAUGCGAAUAGUCCGACCGGUAGUACUGCUGCAGAAACAUAUGCAGUAAACUCCCAAGCUGUAGAGAGUGUAACAACUCCUAAUGAAGAACAUAAAAGUUCAAAUAUUUUUGAAAGCAAUUUCCCUACCUAUAAUGAAUGCUUCACCGAAGAUAGUACCCAAUCGGAGUUAAUUGGUUUUCAAAAUGAUAUACCUUGUUUUGAGAAUAUUGAAUUAUCAUCAAAUACAAAUACUACAACAAAUACACCUGUUCACAAUUCGGAAAGGGAAUUAGUUUAUAAAAAUGGAUUAUAUCAUUCCGAAAAUGGCAUUGGAAAUAUAAGUUUAAACAGUACUGGUGAAUUAAAUUGCACAGAUAUUGCCUCAGAUGUAGAACAAGAUUGUACUACAAGCGCAGAAGCGUUCUCACCUGGUUUGCAAGAAGUAAACACGGGUUUUAUUGAAGGUGCAGAAAAAGAAUACGUUUUAGAUAAUACAUCUGUACAAGUGAAUCAAAUAUUGAAUGAGUUUGACCAACCAGAUAAAAACUCAAUAGUACAUACAAAGGAAGAAGCACAAGAGCAACAAAUUGAUCAUCAACGAAUUCCAGAAUCUCAAGUGACUCAACAAGUUGAGCAACAGCAGUACCAACAACAGCCACUUCUUCAUCAACAACAACCCCAACAUUCACAACAUUCGCCACAACAUCAACCCCAACAUUCACAACAUUCACCACAACAUCAACCCCAACAUCAAUCCCAACAUCAACCUCACCAGCAACUUCAACAGCAACCUCACCAGCAGCUACACCACAUACGGCAAAUAUCGCAACAACAAUUUCAACAUCAACCAUUUCAGAAUGUGCAACAAUUGCAACCAUCGCCGCCAAUGUUGCGAAUGCAAAUGGAUAAUGUGCCAAUAUCAUCAGCAGAUUCUAUGGCAGGCAUUUGUAAGCCAAUGAUGACUCAACUAGUUAAUAGUGGCAUGAACAAAGUAUUGAUGCCACAGCCUUCACAAACGGAAUUAGUUGGGCAAAAUUUGCCCAGUAACGCUAAGAUACAACUGAUUACUUUGUCCAACGGAACAACCGCAGCAAUCGCACAAAUACCACAAAAUACUACACAAAAUACGCAAUUAAAUACAAAUGCCUUGAAUAUUGGAAAUGGUAAUGCACGUCUUAAUCUCUAUACAACAUUAACUCCGCAUGGCAUACAAUGGGCAGCACCUGCAGUUGCCAACACUAUGAAUCCACUCGCAAGACAAGCAACUGGCAACAACACAACUACAUAUUAUAUCAAUGCUAAUUUAUAUCAACACAAUUUAAUAGCCAGAAACACAAUACAUAACCCAGUGCAUGGUCCACAUCUAGCACAAGGUUCACAUUUACUACAAUCUCCACAUCCAGCACUUGCUACUCAACCAACACAACAUCCUCUUAGUAGUACUCUAAAUGCACCCACAAGUACUGCAACUACAGUCCGUACUCAAGUGCUGUCUGAACGGGAAAAGAGUUCAGUUGAUGCGAAUGAGAACUACAUUGAAGGCAUGCAAAAUCAGCCUAUUAUGAUUGUAAUACCGCACACCAAUGCUGCCUCAGGCACAAACUCAACGCAACUAUAUCCGGUAAAUAAUGAGCUAAGUACAUUAAGAUUAGCACCUCAGACGCAACAAACAGUUUUACUACAGACAUCACCGCUACGUAAUACCAACUCUACACAAUUCAUAACCACGCCUGUUAACUCACCGUCCUCCAAUCACAACAGUCAGAAAACAUUGUCCCAACAACAAAUGCAACAGCAACAAAUGUUACAAGAACAAAUAAAAAUACAACUGCAACAACAACAAAUUCAGCAACAGCAACAGCACCAGCACCAACAACAACAGCAAAAACAAGAACAUUUACUAGAACAAUCAAAACAACAACGCCAACAAAAAGCACAAAAGCAACAACAACCAAAACAACGUCAAACCAGAAAGAAUGCAAAGAUGCGUUGCGAGCCACAACAACAACAACAGCAGCAACAACAGCAGCAGCAGCAGCAACAACAAGAAACACAAGUAAAAGAGGAAAGCGAGCAAAAACAGAAAGUUAAUCUUACGUGCCGUUUUUGCCAUAAGCGUGUAAAAUUUACUAAUAAUCUGGACUACAGCAAGCACAUCAUCGACACGCAUCCCGCUGAAAAUCCAUUUAAUUGUCCCCAUUGUCCUAUGCAUUUUACGCGACGUGCUAAACAGCAACAACAUUUGCGGGAAGCGCACGGCUCGAAUCGCUUCCAAUGCGCUCAGUGUAAUGAGAGCUUUUGUGCUCAACGUAAAUUAGAUUUGCAUUUGCAACGUUAUCAUGCGCCAGAAUCAUUGCCACAACACCAGCAACAACAGCAGCAGCAACACCAGCAACAACACCAGCAACAACAACAGCAGCAACAACAUCUGUAUGAACAAACGCAGCAGAAUGCAACGUGGCAGCAAGAUACCUCAAGUUCACAACAGUCGCUAGUGCACGUGGAAGAUGUUCAUCUGCAUGUCAGUGAAGAGAGUAAAGAUGUUAAUUUGUCUUUGAAAACUAACGAUCAAAUAGCUAUAAAUACUUCGUCCAGUUCAAAACCUCAACAGCAACUUAUACUUUGCUGUCCAGACUGCGAUGAAACUUCAGAUAAUCAUAAUGCCAAUCAUCAAUGCCAAAAUACACAAACAACUCAAACAAUGCAUUUGACAAUGCCCUCACCUGAACAAACCGAACCGGAUUCUACGUCUAAUACUCUGCGACAAUAUCGUAAACGUCGUGCAUCUGUGAAGUAUUAUAUCAAUGAUGAUAUUUAUGCUUCUUCACAUGCUGUUAAUUCGCCAUCUCCAUCUGCACCCACCACAUCAACAAAUUCACCACCGACCUCUUCGGCGAAAAAAGAACAAAUGCAAAAAGAACGCAUUGUGCGCGGUAGUAAUAAUUGUAUCUACUGCGAUGAGCGAUUUACUAAUGAUAUAGCGCUGCGAAAACACCAUCAACUAGCGCAUAGUAAUCAGUCUGUAUUGCCGCCCAUGUGCUCUACAUCCAAGCGAGGUUUUCGCAUGCGAAACGCUCUACAACGUCAUACGGAGAGUCAUGACAGUGAAGGGCGUCCGUAUGAAUGUAAUCUCUGCUUAGUAAGUUUUCCACGUCGUUCACAACUAACGCUGCACAAAUUAACCGUGCAUUUCUUGCAGAAACCUCACGUGUGUAAUGAGUGCGGCAAGCAAUUCGCCACUGAAAGUGCGCUUAAAACGCACACUAAAUUCCAUGGAGCUCACAUUAAAACUCAUGCUCCACUUGGUAUGUACAUGGAAGAGACUGGACCAAUUUUAAAUGACGUACAACAAAAAGAACACAUACAACAACAGACACAGUUUGUGUCCACAGCCACAGUAACAAAUACAACAAAUGAAGCUGAAGUUCAAAUUCAAACACAACACCAACAGCACCUUCCCCAAAUUAUGGAGACAACUGUAACUCCAAUACCACCCUAUACAUCCUAGUAUUUUUACGUGAUCUAUAAAUAGACAAAAUCAUAAUCUUUCGCAAAUUUUAAAAUUAAAUUUCAAUGCAAACAAAGUUUUUAAAAUUAGAUAUUAC
Molecule: messenger RNA, 8547 nt
Organism: Teleopsis dalmanni
Lineage: Eukaryota; Metazoa; Arthropoda; Insecta; Diptera; Diopsidae
Product: serine-rich adhesin for platelets
Exons: 5
Coding region: 378-8450 (2690 amino acids)
Biological process (GO): regulation of transcription by RNA polymerase II
Cellular component (GO): chromosome; nucleus
Molecular function (GO): chromatin insulator sequence binding; DNA-binding transcription factor activity, RNA polymerase II-specific; RNA polymerase II transcription regulatory region sequence-specific DNA binding
Source: RefSeq, a predicted model, not a curated record